AUGUCGACAGCAAGGACACGACCAAUACAACACAUUGACCGAAAAUCUCUUUACACUAACCUGGAGUCCCGUGUCCGCUAUCUUCACUCGUUCCUCGAUUUCGGCUCCAGCGACAUUGAAGCACUUAAAUCCGGCAGCAAAUACAUCCAGGCCCUCAUCCCAGCAGUAGUCAACAUCGUCUACCGGAAACUGCUCCAGUAUGAUAUCACGGCACGGGCGUUCCAGACGAGGAGCACUGCGUUCGAGGGUCCCAUGGACGAAGAGCCGGACGAGCAGAGUCCCCAGAUCCUCCACAGGAAAAUGUUCCUCCGGGCCUAUCUGAAGAAGCUAUGCUCGGACCCUACCCAAAUGGAAUUCUGGGAAUACUUGGACAAAGUCGGCAUGAUGCACACAGGCAUCGGGCGCACGCACCCCUUGCACAUCGAGUACAUCCACAUUGGCGCCGCCUUGGCCGUCAUCCAAGACGUGCUCAGCGAAGCCAUCUUGUCGCAUCCCCGUCUGCACCUAACGCGAAAGAUCGCGAUUACCAAAGCGCUGGGCAAAGUUAUUUGGAUUCAGAACGACCUCUUUGCCAAGUGGUAUGUGAGCGACGGCGAGGAGUACACCGACGGCAUGGACUACGGCGAGGUCGAAAAAGAGGGGUGGCUGCACGGGAAGAAGGUCAUCCACAAUGACGAUGAGGCGGCUUCUGACGCCAGUGAUGACACAGCGAGUCCCGGCCAACGGGUAGCCGCUGUUCCGGGCGUCUGUCCUUUCACCGGCGUGACAGCGUCGGUGGAGGGGUUUCCUGUUCAGGAUGAAAAGGCCAAGCCUGUUGGAGAGCUUAAACCGGAGAUUGUUGUGACUGGGCAGUAA
Messenger RNA from Canariomyces notabilis, 855 nucleotides. RefSeq lists its product as uncharacterized. Gene Ontology annotation, molecular function: oxygen binding; heme binding. The transcript is spliced from 3 exons. The record is from RefSeq and is a predicted model, not a curated record. Bases 1 to 855 code for a protein of 284 amino acids. NCBI's taxonomy places the organism in Eukaryota, Fungi, Ascomycota, Sordariomycetes, Sordariales, Chaetomiaceae.